UCUUGUUGAAUGCUGUUUCCUUGCACUUAUUAUAUCUCUUCAAUGCCUCUUUAGAAUAAGAGUUACAUAUGUUUUACUGCCAUGUAAAGUAGCUGCCUGUUUCCACUUUCACUUCAGCUCUCCUGCCUCCUGGUUUGUGCGUCUGUCCCGGACGAGGGGGCGGUGGGGUGGCGUCACGUCAUAUCAGCCGCCGCGCUCUGAUUGGCUGCCGAUUCUCACCCGACACAGCUGUGAUUGUUUUCUGCAGAGGAAGCUCUUGUCCCUGGUAUGAGCUCUGUGCUGUGGAAUGGAGCAGCACUGUGUGUUUUUUUCUCUCUGUGUGCGUCUGCUAACGAUGAUGUGAACAAACAACGUGAUUGCAGUCCUUGUUGUAAAGAGCAGGAAAACAAGGAGGGGGUCCCGGCUUAAUCGUUUCCGCGGCGCGAAUGAACACGAGAGCUGGUUUCUGUUUGGAGCAGACACUGAAGACGUCUGGAGAUCAAGCCCUAAAGUGCCAAAUGCCCAGACUAGAGGACCACUGCUGGAGCUGCUCCUGUGCAUCAAGGGUAGAAACUAAGCACUCAUCAUCUGGAGCAAACUGGUUAGCAUCCAAAGCUGAAGAAAUGAUGUCCAUCAUCACCUCGGUGCUCAGCAAUGCCUACGGCUCGCUGCACGACGUCCGGACGGCCAACCUGAUCCGCCGGGGUCUCGUCCUCUUCACGGUGGGAGUCUUCCUCGCCCUGGUGCUCAACUUGCUGCAGAUACAAAGAAAUGUCACCCUGUUUCCCGAGGAGGUGAUGACAACUUUGUUUUCGUCUGCCUGGUGGAUCCCGCCUUGCUGCGGCACAGGAGCCGCUGUUGUCGGCCUGCUGUACCCCUGCCUCGACAGCCAUCUGGGAGAGCCGCACAAGUUCAAGAGGGAGUGGGCCAGCGUCAUGAGGUGCAUCGCAGUGUUCGUCGGCAUCAACCAUGCCAGUGUUAAACUAGACUUCGACAACAAUGUGCAGCUCUCCCUAACGCUGGCAGCCUUGUCCUUGGGCCUGUGGUGGACCUUCGACCGGUCCAGGAGCGGCUUUGGUCUGGGCAUCACCACUGCCUUCCUAGCUACUGUGAUCACGCAGCUGCUGGUCUACAACGGAGUCUACCAGUACACAUCUCCAGACUUCUUGUAUGUACGCUCCUGGCUCCCAUGCAUAUUCUUCUCAGGCGGUGUUACUGUGGGGAACAUUGGACGCCAACUUGCCAUGGGUGGUGUUGAGAAACCCCACAUGGACUGAACGGCGGCUAAAGGCGGAAAAAAACCCGGCGAAGGACACCCAAUGCAAAAAAACGGACUAGUUAUGUGAAGAACGGGGAGGAGAAUAGGAGAGAAAAGACUCAUUGUUUUUGACUUCAUCCGUUGUUCUCAUAACAAAGUGCGGGUCAGAAAAAAGCCCCUCAUCUAACGUGCCAUGUCCUCUGCACCUCCUUGUGGCCAAACAACCUCUCCCUCCCACCUCUGUUGUACCCCUUUAGCAUUAAGGCUUCCUUGCCUUUUUUUUUUUUUUUUUUUUUUUUUUUUUUUUUCUUUUUUUUUUUUUUUUUUUUUU
Molecule: messenger RNA, 1568 nt
Organism: Seriola dumerili (greater amberjack)
Lineage: Eukaryota; Metazoa; Chordata; Actinopteri; Carangiformes; Carangidae
Gene: insig1
Product: insulin induced gene 1
Exons: 6
Coding region: 426-1256 (276 amino acids)
Biological process (GO): SREBP-SCAP complex retention in endoplasmic reticulum; cellular response to insulin stimulus; SREBP signaling pathway
Cellular component (GO): endoplasmic reticulum; SREBP-SCAP-Insig complex
Source: RefSeq, a predicted model, not a curated record